Messenger RNA from Misgurnus anguillicaudatus (oriental weatherfish), 2962 nucleotides. It is a transcript of the gene ush1gb, whose product is annotated as Usher syndrome 1Gb (autosomal recessive). NCBI's taxonomy places the organism in Eukaryota, Metazoa, Chordata, Actinopteri, Cypriniformes, Cobitidae. Gene Ontology annotation, molecular function: protein binding. The record is from RefSeq and is a predicted model, not a curated record.
GGUCAUCCUGGAAGCCUCCCCUAGCAACCGCUCGAGCUCUCAGUUGCUCUGUCCGAGUCGCGGGCAGCGCACGUGAAUCCCGCGGGGAAAACACGCGCCAAAUGAGACUCAGUGAACCGGGAUAACGUGUCCAGCCGCCGCCAUGAACGAUAAAUAUCACCAGGCGGCUCGUGACGGAUACCUGGAGCUGCUGAAAGAGGCGACGCGUAAAGAUCUCAACGCUCCGGAUGAUGACGGAAUGACGCCGACGCUCUGGGCCGCUCACCACGGUAACCUGGACGCGCUGAGACUGGUGGUGGGGAGAGGAGGAGAUCCAGAUAAAUGUGAUAUUUGGGGAAAUACUCCUCUUCAUCUGGCUGCAGCUAAUGGCCAUUUAAACUGCCUGUCGUUUCUGGUGUCGUUCGGCGCAAACGUCUGGUGCUUGGACAACGACUACCACACGCCGCUCGACAUGGCGGCCACCAGAGGACACAUGGAAUGCGUGAGAUACCUGGACUCCAUCGCCGCCAAGCAGAUCACCAUCAACCCCAAGCUGGUGAGCAAACUGAAGGACCGUGGCUUUCGUAACGCCGAGAAACGCAUCAGGAACUGUGAGAAGCUUCAGCGCAGACAUCACGAGCGCAUGGAGAAACGCUUCUUGAGAGAGACGGCUGCGACCGAUGCGUUAGACACUAUGAGCUACAGCAGUUUUGGCAGCACGUUGAGCCGCAAGAUCCCCCAGUUCAACACCCUCGACCCCAAUAUGACGUACUCGCAGGCAACGCUUCAGUCCACAGCUAGAGGCAAAACAAAGAUUCAGCGGCGUCUCGAUAAGAAGAAACAAGGAGAAGGAACGUUUAAGAUUUCUGAGGAUGGCCGAAGAAGCAUUCGCUCGCUCUCUGGUCUUCAGCUGGGCAAUGAUGUGAUGUUUCUAAAGCAGGGUACAUACGCCGGCCCAAGACAACAGCCAAACCCACGACUCAACAUCCGUAACGUGUUUUCAGGUAAACAGGACAUGAGGGUGGAUGAAGAGGAUGAAGACAAUGUUUCUCGGGCGAUCAGUGACCCAGGCCUGUAUGAUGCCGCAUACUCUGAAAUUAGCACAGACUCGGGUCGGGACUCUCUGUUUAACCGGCCAGGACUCGGCACCAUGGUAUUCCGCCGGAAUUAUGUGACUGAUGGGCUGUUUCGCAUGGGUCGGGAUGAGGGCAGCGUAGCUGGGAGUGAGCCAGUUGGACGGGCACCAAACGUCAGAUUACGUGGAAGAUUGCCAAUGCGAUCACCCAGUCUAGAUGAAGUCAGCGUUGACAGCUCAUUGGGUCUCCAAGAGAGGAACUUACAGGAUUUACCAUGGGAAGAAGGAGACCUGGGUCUGGAAGAGGAGGAUGAUGAGCAGCAACCUUCAUCAGCUCCUUUGGAAGUCUUCCUAGCGUCUCAGGGUUUGACCGACUUCAUCUCCAUCUUUAAUCGGGAGCAAAUGGACUUGGACGCGUUGCUCCUUUGUUCAGAGCAGGAUCUCAUCAGCAUCCACAUUCCUCUGGGACCUCGCAAAAAACUACUGGACGCCUGCAGCAGACGCAACCGUGUCCUGGACGGAGAUGAUGACAUGCAGGACACUGUGCUGUGAACGACUGAAUGGUUUUCUCCGUGUAUACAGAAUCUACUGCCUUGCUGCCUGCUGUCUACAAUGAAACAUAUUUGCAAUUGAUUCAUUCGCCAUAUUUUAUGAUUUUCUAACAGUGCAGUGUAUUCUGGGAUUGCCUUCACCUUAAAAGAUGCAACCUUUUUUUGGCAAACUUUUUCGAACUGUCUGUGUAGGCAGCUUAAUAAGUUUGGGAACAGAGUCGUUGCACGUGCCUGUUUCACUGUACACCCAAUCAUUCAUUGAACUGUAAGGUCAAUAUACAUGAUAAUUACGCCCCCUUGUGGUGAGGAGGCAAACUACAGCUUCAGCCGUGCUGUAUAACACUAUCAGACAUUUUCUGCUUGGAGAAUGAAGUUAAAUAUGUACAUGAUUGUUGAUAAAUGGUUUCAGUGUACAGUUUACAUAAACUGUCCAUCAUUUCUCAAUAGAUUGGAAAUACUAAAAUAUUUUUUUUUCUUAAAGUCUUUAUUGGGAUUGUACAUUUUUGGUGUAUUUACGGAGGUUUUGAAAUCCAGCCAAAAGUCAUUGCAGGUAUUAUUGUGGCAAAGUUAUGCAGGAAAUUCAUUAAUUCAACUUGUGCACAACAUAAGAGUCCAGAAUUCAGAUGAUGUUUAUGUUGAUAUGAUCAUGCACUAUAUAAAGUCAUACAGUUAUAGAUUUAUAACCUGAUCAGAUAUUUGUAUAGUUGAAUUAUUAAUGUACAGUUCAGUGUGUGAUAUAUUAAUGACUGGGGGCUUUUAGAUCCAUUAGUAGUUAUGGAUUAUUUGUACCUCUGCUCAUUUAUGGGACCGUGCUGCAGGUUUUAGUGGCAGACACCUUGAAAGGUGAUAUAACUCUUGUUACUUUAUCUGUCUGUCCAGAACACUCACAUAUAAGCGCAUACACUUACUCAUCCAUGACUAACUUCUCUCUAUAUUAUAGGUUUAAGUAUUUAUCAGUCCUAGCUUUCUCUUAAAGUUCUUGUCUGUGGAAUUCUAAACGAGUCCCAUUUCAUUUUCUCUUCAGUUUCUUUAAUUUCUUUCUCUUCUUUUAAUGUCUUGAAUGUUUUAAAAGUUAUACUUGUUAAGAUUGUCCCUAAUUUUAUUUUUGUGGGUCCAGGUCACAUUUUACCUUAACUAUCAUGAUGUACAAGUACUGCCAUUAAAAUACCAUGAUGUCAUGUUUUGCAUACAGUAAUGAGAAUAAAGGUUUUUAUGCUUCAUUUUCUUAUUUUAACGUCGAAAUGUGACUUCGGCACUUAUACAUGCUUAGGGUCGCCAAAUGCCAAUGUAUUCAGUGACAAAUUGUGAAUAGCUGUGAUAAAAUGUUAAUAAAGUAUAGUUGAGUACAAUAGUGAAA